Molecule: messenger RNA, 2090 nt
Organism: Drosophila arizonae
Lineage: Eukaryota; Metazoa; Arthropoda; Insecta; Diptera; Drosophilidae
Gene: Ir7f
Product: Ionotropic receptor 7f
Source: RefSeq, a predicted model, not a curated record
UGCGUGCUUAUUAAUUUUAAUUAGCAUCGACAAAGCAACUAGGGCCAGAUGGAAUGUACAUUGGUACGUUUUGAUGGGCGUCAUAAGAAUUAGUAACGGUGAUGGACGUUUUAUCUGACUUUUGGGGUAGUUCGCUUGGAGCUGUCGCCAAAGCAAGUUGGACAGAAUAUGAACGAGAGCAAGAUCUACGCCAGCUACGUGGAAAGCAAACUGAUUGGCGUCCAAGCGGAGGACGUCAAUCAAUAUGUGGUCCGUGCACUGAAGCACGUCAUACAGGAUGUGUUCGCACAGCUCAGUGCGACGCUGAUAAUAACACUGGCCACCAGUGAUGCAAAGAUGGACAAGUGGUUCGGGAAUGUGGUGGGCAAUCUGGCCAGCACUUGGAGCUCAGUCUCCGUGCAAAUGCUACAUGUGAAUCACUUGCCUCAUGUGCCAGGGCGCAAGUAUUGCAAUCUACUACUGGUAGUAGCAGUGCCCAUCGGAUCUAUAAUUACGUAUAUCUUAAUCCCUUCCAGCUCCACGCAGAUCACCGAGGAUAACGCGGAUAGCGAUGAUCACGAAUACUACUUCAUCUUUUUGCAGGCGCGCGAUGCGCAGAUUCCGGCGGAGCUGCAGCAAAUCCUGGACCAUUGCCUGAACAACUUUUGGCUGCACUGCAAUGUGAUGGUGCAGACGGCCCAGAUGGAGGUGCUCAUCUAUAGCUAUUAUCCGUAUACGUCGCAACGUUGCCAAUCCGCACAGCCGCAGCUGGUGAAUCGUUUCGAUGGCCAGCGCAUGAUCCAUGCGCCCAUGUUUCCGCACAAGCUGCGCCAGCUGCAUCAGUGUCCGCUCACUGUGGUCGUCUGGAACGCGCCGCCCUUUGUCGAACUCAAAUGGGACGAUCGGGCGGGGCAGAUGGACGCCAUUGGCUUCGAGGCUACGCUGAUCAAGCAGCUGGCACGACAUCUCAAUUGCAGUUUGAUCUGGCACAAUGUGACGCUCGAGACGGUGGCCACCUACCAGAAGAACUGGGGCGAUGAACGUCAACCGAUGAGUCCACUAAAGCUGUUAAUAGAGCGACAUGCCAACCUGAGCGUGGGUAACUUUCGGAAGACAGCUGGCCGCAAUAACAUGCUCACCUCGCCCGUGGCUCACUAUUAUGCUCCGCUCGUGGCCACUGUGGCUAUCAAGCAUUUUCAGUUUGGCCAACUCACCUUGCUGUAUUUUCCAUUUCAGAGCUGCGUUUGGCUGUUGCUGCUGGUGGCUCUGAUUCUGCAUGGCCUGAUCUAUAUGUGGCGCUGGCGUCCCAUUGGGCUGCAGGUGCUGGAGCUGCUGCUGGGUGUUACGUUGGUGCGCUUGCCACGCUCCUGGCUGCAGCGUGUCAUCUAUGCCCACUGGCUCUAUGGUAGCAUCCCAUUGCGUGUGGUCUACCAAUCCCUGCUAUUCCAUUUCAUACGCCUGCAGCUGUUCGAGACGCUGCCGUAUUCGUUUGAGCAGCUCUUGGCUAGCAACUUCCGUGGCAUGUGCACUUCGAACAUUUUAAGCAUGCUGCGCGAGAUGCCACAGGUGGCGCACAAUUACGAAAGCUACAUUAGCAUUCCAUCGCCCUACGAUGAAGUAGUGCUGGAUGCACUGCACCAAAUGGGCGAUGGUCGGUAUUUUGCCAUCACCGGCCUGGACACGGCCGUUGCCCAUUUGACGGCAACGAAUCGUCAAAGAAGCUACCACAUUCUUUCCCAGUACAUCAAUCUGCAGCAGGUGGUCAUCUAUAUGCCCAAGCACACGUAUUUCAAGGAACUGUUCAAUGACAUGUUGCGCAACCUCGAUGCCAGUGGCUGCAUUGACUUUUGGCGCCGAGACGCCUUCGCCAAAUACAGCCGCCGGACCCUGCAGCAGCGCAGUCUGUCCCAGCUGCAGGACGAUCAGCAAGAACACCGACAGAACGAACAGUUGCGCCAGCUAAUCGGUAUAUACAGCCUGAUGGGUACCCUCUACGCUCUCUCCAUAUUGGUCUUUUGCGCUGAACUCCUUUGCCAUCGGCUGACCAAGCGAAAGAUGGAGCGACGUUUGCUUUAAGGCACACAAUUCUAUAUAAUUAGAUUUGUUUACUU